Messenger RNA from Durio zibethinus, 1045 nucleotides. Its product is annotated as DNA repair REX1-B protein. NCBI's taxonomy places the organism in Eukaryota, Viridiplantae, Streptophyta, Magnoliopsida, Malvales, Malvaceae. The record is from RefSeq and is a predicted model, not a curated record.
UCUCCUACCCAACAUUUUACUUUUUCCCCCUUCAAAUUGUACUUUUUAUUCCGAAAAGAAAAGUAAAUAAAUACUAACAAUUUCAGUUUCCCAUGGCCAUAUAAAAAAAAAUUGUCAGUUUCCAGUUUCCCGUGGAAGGCGUGACCGCAAAAGAAGAAAUUUGCAGAAACUGGUGAAGAGGCAAAGCGAAAAUAAUAAUUAAAAAAUGGAAGAUUUUGAGAAAAAGCUUUCGAUAAAAGAGUCAAUGGAGAUUGAAGAAGAUGAAGGCAGCAGUAGCAGUAAAAAUAAAGAAAUUCUCCAUUUGCUUCGCAAAUUCCUUGACGUUCAACAGCGUAGAGCCCAAGCUUACUCCAAGCUUAAAACGGGUUUUUCCGAGUAUAUGAAUUCAGGAGGGGAAUUGGCGUACCAGCAGCUUUGCAGUGAGAUUACAAUAGAGUUCAAUGACUGCUCGAAACAAGUCCUUGAGAUGGAAUCUCUAUUUUUAAACCCUGAUUACGGCCGAGUUGAUCUAGCUCAGCUGCUCAGAGCUGUUCAAACACACGAAAAGCAGAAAUUGCAUCUGACUGCUACGAUUCAGGUCUUGAAGAAGGCAGGUCGGCCAUCAGAGCGUCCAGUGAGCCACGAAAAUUGUUUAUUUAAGAAGCCAAUGGAGCAUGAAUGUGUGCAUGUCCAUGAGAUAACAGAAGCAGCUGGCACAGAAGAUGCAGAAGCAAAUGCUGAAUAUGAUAAUGCUCUCAAGGAAGCCAUUAGAGGUGUGCAAGAUGCUGUAACUGCCAUUAAUGAACAUUUAGAAGAACUGAGAUAUGAAAUUGCAGCCCUUGAAGCUGAGCUCUUUUAGCAAUCCUACCUGCAGAAUUUGCAAAAUUCACCACCAAAAGUUUGAUUAGGCAGAUGGAGAUGCGGUGAACUCUGAUAAAGCUUGAUCUGUGUGGAAAUGCUUGUUCGAGGGAUCCUAUCCCGAAGCAUGCAUCCCGUUGGCCUCUGUUGUUAAAAUGGCAAAUGUUUGGAUUUGGAGAAACUUCUUAUCCAAAAUAAGAUUGAAAAU